Pelobates fuscus (common spadefoot toad) is the source of this 1091-nucleotide messenger RNA. RefSeq names its product mediator complex subunit 20 (gene MED20). Gene Ontology annotation, cellular component: mediator complex. The coding region runs from base 57 to 695 and encodes 212 amino acids. The transcript has 4 exons. Gene Ontology annotation, molecular function: transcription coactivator activity. Gene Ontology annotation, biological process: regulation of transcription by RNA polymerase II. The record is from RefSeq and is a predicted model, not a curated record. Lineage: Eukaryota; Metazoa; Chordata; Amphibia; Anura; Pelobatidae.
AUGCGCCGUGACGUCAUGUUGUGCGCGUCGGUCUUUACCAUUUCAUUGCAAUCAACAUGGGGGUGACAUGCGUUUCACAGGUUCCGUUGGCAGAAGGAAAGAGUGUGCAGCAGACAGUAGAACUUCUGUCCCGAAAACUAGAGCAGAUGGGAGCAGAGAAGCAAGGAACGUUUUAUGUGGACUGUGAAACAUAUCAUACAGCUGGUGCCAGCAUGGGGACCACAGGUCAAACCGGGAAGCUUCUAUAUGUCAUGCACAAUUCAGAAUACCCCCUUAGCACCUUUGCCCUAUUUGAAAAUGGUCCUUGCUUGGUUGCUGACUUGAACCUCGAUGUUCUGAUGGUGAAACUGAAGGGCUUCUUCCAAAAUGCUAAAGCCAACAAGAUGGAGACUCGGGGAACUCGCUACCAGUACUGUGAUUUCCUGGUGAAGAUUGGCACAGUCACUAUGGGGCAAAGUGGCCGUGGCAUCUCAGUUGAGGUUGAUUACUGCCCGUGUGCUGUGCCAGGCGAUUGCUGGAACCUAAUGGUGGAAUUCAUGCAGAGUUUCAUGGGUAACAAUGCACCAUCUGUUCCUCCUAUCUUCAGUGCCAAACAUGAUUCACUGUACACACCUGCAGAAACCAUGGUGCAGUACAUGGAGCUGCUCAACAAGAUCCGCAAGCAACAGCAAGGUUCAGUUGCAGGGAUGCGGUGAUUUGGAGGAGGACAUCUACCUGUCCCAGUUAUUGCUCAAUAUUUUGUCCCACCACACAAAGCAAAAUAAAAUAAUUUAAUACCUACAUUCGUUGAGGCAAAAUAAUGUUAAUUGCCUGCAUUCAUUGAGAAGCAGCAACUGAUGUUUGCACUUUGGAGAAGGGAGAGAUUUACUAAACCGAGGUUGGAGUUUCACCGCUACAAGCAUCCUUUAUGUGAAGAAGGAAAGAGCAAGACAAGCACAGUGAAGCAGUUGCUGGAGGACAGUGUCAGAUUGAAUCAAUGCGAUCUGCAGAACAUUGUGCCGGAUUCUGAGUUGUUAACCUGUUUGCUCAUAUGGCAGAAGAUCUGUGCAAGCGAAAUGCAAAUCAAAAAAAUAUGGAAAAAACACUGUAAA